AUGGAUCGAUUAAGAUCAUUGGGGAGCCUGCUUUUUGGGGUACCAUGGAAGCCGUGGGGGAUGGAAAGUGAUAUUGAUGGCGAAAAUGUGAUCCACAGAAUAACGCAAGAAGAAUACAAUGAACCAAUCCAGGAUGCUUAUGUUGAGUCAGUGGCACGUUUAUCAUAUGCAGAACUCGAUGACAAAUACAAUCCAGGUCCAACAUUACCAGAUGGAAGUGUGAAUUUUGAAUGUCACUGUGUUGGGCACUUAGUCGCCAGUCCGUGUGGUCAUGAAUUUCGUGAAGCAAUGAAGUGUCAGAAAAAUGCUGAGGAAGGAGAAUUGGACGAAGGAGCUUGUGCAACAGAGUUCAUGAAUUUUAUGAGGUGUGUUAUUCGAACGGAAUGCUUCAAAAGUAGACGUGAUCUUAAUGAUGAUGAAGAGGAGAAAGAGCAGAAAAACACUGAAUUGGAAGAUUCAGUGCAUUCUGGUCAAACAUCAUAA
Messenger RNA from Cercopithifilaria johnstoni, 483 nucleotides. Lineage: Eukaryota; Metazoa; Nematoda; Chromadorea; Rhabditida; Onchocercidae. The record is from the annotation of a GenBank genome assembly.